Molecule: messenger RNA, 5242 nt
Organism: Amyelois transitella
Lineage: Eukaryota; Metazoa; Arthropoda; Insecta; Lepidoptera; Pyralidae
Product: phosphatidylinositol 4-phosphate 5-kinase type-1 alpha
Exons: 19
Coding region: 197-2545 (782 amino acids)
Biological process (GO): phosphatidylinositol metabolic process
Molecular function (GO): phosphatidylinositol kinase activity
Source: RefSeq, a predicted model, not a curated record
CACAGUUACUAUGAGCGGUCGUGUCAAUCGAAUGCUUCGGGCGAGCAUUUUCUUGUAAACUAAUUGAUUUCUUCUAAUUAAAUUAUAGUGAAUCAUUGUGUUAGCGAUGCAGAAGUGAUGUGAGCCAUGCGAAUUAAUUUUGUGCAAACAUUGAUACAAAAGACUCCAAAAUAGGGGGUGUGAGAGGAAAACAAAAAUGGCCUCGGGUGAUACUGACCACAUAGAAGUAAUGGAUAGUUCCGCCUCAAAAAAGUCGGAAAAUGCCACCACACAGUCUGGAUCAGAGGACGAUGAUCGUGAUAGAAGUUCCAUCGCCGAGAAAAAUGUACCUUACGACCCAGCCGUCGGGCCACUCGGCGCCAUCAGCAAAGUCCACAAGUCGGACCGGAAGAUCGGCCACCGGCGGGUCGGGGAGGGGGGGGAGAUCACGUACAAGAAGAUCCAGUCUUCCCAGAUUAUGGGCUCAAUACAACUUGGCAUCCAACACGCGAUCGGAGGCCUCGCAUCGAAACCGGAACGCGAUCUGCUCAUGCAGGACUUCAUGACGGUGGAGACGACGAACUUCCCCCACGAGGGCUCGAACCACACGCCCGCGCAUCACUACUCAGAGUUCAAGUUUAAGACGUACGCGCCCAUAGCGUUCAGAUACUUCCGAGACCUGUUCGGGAUACAGCCUGAUGAUUUUCUGAUGUCAAUGUGCAGCGCCCCGCUACGGGAACUCAGCAACCCCGGGGCCUCCGGGAGCAUCUUCUACCUGACCAACGAUGACGAGUUCAUCAUCAAGACUGUGCAGCAUAAGGAGGGGGAGUUCCUGCAGAAACUGCUGCCAGGGUACUACUUGAACCUCGACCAGAAUCCACGCACGUUACUACCAAAAUUCUUCGGUCUAUACUGCUACCAAUGUAACAGCAAGAACGUACGACUCGUGGCUAUGAACAACAUACUGCCAUCUUCCGUCAAAUUACACCAGAAAUAUGAUCUCAAAGGAUCUACUUACAAGAGGAAGGCGAACAAAUCAGAACGAACGAAAGCAUCACCGACAUACAAAGAUCUAGACUUUAUGGAGCAUCACACGGAGGGGAUAUUCCUGGAAGCGGACACCUACACCGCACUGAUCAAGACUAUGCAGAGGGACUGCCGUGUUCUGGAGAGCUUUAAGAUAAUGGACUACUCACUCUUAGUCGGCAUCCACAACUUGGACGAGGCUCAACGCGAGAAGACUGAAGCGAGGAAACGCACAGACUCCGGCCAAAGCGACGGCGAUGAGGAGGGGGAACCUAGACGAGGAUUGAACAGGACCAGAUACGACCAAGCGAAGGAGGAUUUCGGGGCACUCGUUAAACGGACACAGUCGAUAAACCGUCAAAGGCUGGUCGCCCAUUCGACGGCAAUGGAGAGUAUUCAGGCAGAAAGCGAGCCUAUUGACGAGGAAGAGGAUGUGCCCCCCGGCGGUAUUCCGGCGAGGAACGCGCGCGGGGAGCGCCUCCUCCUGUUCCUGGGCAUAAUAGACAUCCUGCAGUCGUACAGGCUGCGCAAGAAGCUGGAGCACACGUGGAAGAGUAUGAUACACGACGGGGACACGGUGUCAGUGCACAGGCCAAGUUUCUACGCCCAAAGGUUUCUGGACUUCAUGGGGAAGACGGUGUUCAAGAAGAUACCUUCGUCUCUGAAACAUUCGCCGUCGAAGCGAAAAAGCAUCGCGAAGCCGUCUAGACCACAGGACGAGAUCGAAACAGGCGCCGCUGGUACCAGCGUGGGCCCGGGCGCGAAAGCAGUGUCUCUGUCUGACGUCACAGCGCAUAUAACUCCGACGUCUUUGACGUCGCCCGUCUCCACCGCGGCAAAGAUAUCUAUAGCGACGUCAAAAACGGCCUCGUCAGAACCCGAUGUUGCUUUCCCAGCAGUUUUAAAAGGCUCCCAAAAGCAACGGGUUCCUCCACCCGUACCUCCUAGGGGUUCCCCCAAGGCUAAGCGUGGCGGAGCCAAUUCCCAAUCUUCCAGUCUCGAUACGAAAGCAGCGGCUCCGCUCUCGUGCUGCUCCACCCCGCCGCCCCCGUUCGAAGAAGCCCCGCCCCCGCGGACGUCCAGAACUAAUUCGUCGUCUACAACAUCCUCUUCUGCGUCUGGGAGACGACGGGGGGCGUCCAGUGCGGCCAGUGUGAUGACUACAUCAUCGGCGUCGUCUCUGGCUUUGACCCCGGCGGCGUUAAGCAGCGCUAGGAGUAACGAAGCGAGUGUAUGUUGGACGCCGCCCGCGUCGGUGGAGGGCUCCACGCCUACCUGGACUGAAGGCACACCGAGCUUUACAGAGUCUAGUAGUAGUGAACAAGGCUAUCCAAUAACCCCAGCUCGCAGUGAAGGGCGGCGGUCCCCCCGCCCCCCGCCACCGCCGGCGCGCGUCCUCCCCCCCACCACGAUCAACUGUCUCACCAGUGAAGUGGUGGAAGCCGAAGAAAUAAUUCAUCUGACAUCUGAAACGUCACACGUAACUAUAUCUUCGUACGAAGUUCAGCAGCUAAUAGUAGAAAAAGAAAAUCAUUGUUAAAACUUUAUGGUUAUUUUUCGCUCGUUUUAACAUGAUUUUUAUUAAAAUUAAUUUCAUCUGCACGAAGUUAUAUACAUAUAAUCUUGUCUUUAUACUUUUUUUACGUACGAAGUUACAAAUAAAAAGAAAUAAUAGUACGUUGCACACCGCAAAUGAAUGACUUUCAUUUUUUUUAUAGGUUUCUGUUCUUUUCUAAGCUGUACUCCUUUAGAACUGUGAGUACUCUAUCUAACCUGGGUGAGUUAGCGGAGUUACUGGUUAACACCCAGAAAAAUAUCCAAUAAAAAUUGUGGAAAUAUUUCCUCACUCUGUUAAUCGAACUCAAGACCACAGUUUUGAUGAUAAGACAAAGUCUUUUAUACAUUUUCCCUGUAGUUUAAAAAUAGACUGAAAUGAAUAAACUUUUACGGUUGGAAUUUUUUUCAUGCAUUUAAAUCAUGUUAGAAAGAGUAAGAUAUUAAUUAAAUAUCAAAAAUUAUAUUGAUAAAAGUAAGCAGUUGGAUAGUCCUAAACGUGAUAUGAAAAGUUACUAGAAUGUUCUUUGUACAGGAUUAAUUUUAUCAAUAUAGAUUUUGCUAAAUGUUUUUGAAGAUAGCUUGUAUGAAAUAAAUGUUUGAUGUGCAAAGUUGAUGCAAUACCCUGAAUCUACUUCAACUAUAGUCAAUUUGUUUUUUUUUUACAUGAAUCAAUAGUGUCAGACCUAGUAACAUAAACAAAAAUAUUUUCUAAUUUUAAUUUUCGGUUAACUUUUGUUCAUGGACAUGAAAUAUUACAUUGUUGAAAGCUUUUAUACUGUACCUUUUUAUAUAAACAUGUGUAUCACUUCGUAGAAGACAAAAUAAAAAUAUUAAUAAUCUAUUGAAAACAAUUAAAAAUCCUGAAGAAAACAAAAUUUUGUAUAAAUUGUCUAUGACCCUAUGGUCAUAGAAUAUUUCUACUACUUUGGUGUUGUUAGCGACUAAUGUAUUUAAUUCGUGUUAUUUUUUUUUAUUUUGAAAGAAACAAUAUGCUCGUAUAUUAUUCAAUUGAUCCUUCACUGCCAUUUAUUAAAUGCUAAGAAUAUUUAGAAAUGGUCCUAUAAAUACCUUCAGCUCAUUUCACAGUACUGAACACUUAACAUAACCCAAUUAAAAUAUUUUAGCCAGAUCUACGCUAUCUUGGUGCUAUAACUGUUUAUAAAUAAUAAUAAGACAGAAAAAAAUCAUCACACGACGCAGCUACGAAAUGAAAUAACAGAGAACAUCAUGAUAAUAGAAUGAAAAAUUAAACAUAUUAAUGUGUUUUUAUGAUAUUUCCAUGCAAAUCAUACACAAUAAUAUUUUGCUAACAUUAAAUGUAGGGUUUAUAUUAGUUUGUGUUAGUUUUUAAGUAGCAAAAUGUCAAUGCAAUUUAGUUCAAAUUUUACUUUUUAAAUUAUUUAUGUUUUUUAUUAUUUUUACUUCUAUCAUUUUUAAUCCUAUAAAGUAUUUGUGGUGAUAUCAUAAUAUUAUUUAAAGGUAUUUUUUUUCCUUUUCCUACUUUAUAUUGAAAUAAUAAUGAAAAAUGUGAAGAGCUGCUCAAAUAAUUUUACCUACCAAGAAUCUCAUUUCCUUCUUUAUUUUCUUUUUAUUUAGUUUUUUGUGUUACAAAACAACACUUUUAUUUUACUGCCCCACUGAUGUUAAUUUAUUGAAUUUAAAAAUAAAUACUUAAUUGAUAUUAUUUUUUGAUAGAUAUCUUUAAAUGGUUGAAUAUGUUCAGUAAACUUUUCGAAAUUCGCUAUAACUAGUUAUGACAAUUAUUAAGUGAUGUUGAAAUGUCCCAUAAUAAUGAAUAAAAUUUUUUAAUUUGAAUUAUUUUGAAAUAAAAUCUGCUACUAUAAUAAUGUUUAUUUGAGCCAAGUCGAUUAAUAUUUUAUUCUCAAAUAACGCUAUAAAUUAUAUACACAUAAAUAAAAUACGAAAUGUAGUCUAGAAUUUUUAUCGUUGAAUACAAACGAUAAUCAUACUUGUUGUCUUGUAUUUAUGGUACAGUUUUGUAUCGCCUUGUUGAUCGUUGCUAGCUAUUGUGUACCGUGUAAUGUUAAGAUGAAUGUACUUAUCUGUAUAUCGCAAAAGAUGUUCAAUUAAAUGCGUAUUCGAAGUGUAAUUUUGUUUUUAUUAUUAACAUUCUAAACUUACAAUACUUUACCUAAGUUUAAAGUAGGUACUUAUUAUUUAUAUCAAACUUAUUGACGUCAAUACAAAAUUUUCAUCAAAAAACCGUAGAUUGGCGAUUAAGAUAUUUUAAAAGACUUGUUUAAAAGGUUAGAGGCCAAGAGUUUUCUUACUUUUUCAAGAGAAUUUUCUUACACGAUAGCAAUCAUAAGAGUACCUACAAUUAAAAAUUAGUAUUACUACUAUGAACAAUAAACUAAAUGUCAGAAUGGAAUAACAUGAAAUAAACAUUUUCCUUAUGUUUCUGAUUUAUGAUGCUUUUUAGUCCCUUUCUGUGUAAUCAGAAAAGUAUAACUUCAAUACGUCUAUACUGUGAGGUAGGUAGACUUCUCAAUGUGGCCUCCUGUACUAUAUAAUAAAAUUAUUUUUUUUCAUAGUAAAAGAGAUUUGGUAAUUAGAAGGGCUAUAAAAUUUUUGCACAAUAUUUCUUGAAAAUCCAUAUUUUGAAUAUCGCAUUCUAUGUAUUUUGUCACUGUAAAUGUUGCACUGUGUAUGUAAAAAU